Messenger RNA from Lytechinus variegatus (green sea urchin), 2950 nucleotides. RefSeq lists its product as uncharacterized. NCBI's taxonomy places the organism in Eukaryota, Metazoa, Echinodermata, Echinoidea, Temnopleuroida, Toxopneustidae. Bases 112 to 2262 code for a protein of 716 amino acids. The transcript has a single exon. Gene Ontology annotation, molecular function: protein binding. The record is from RefSeq and is a predicted model, not a curated record.
UCACUUCACAAGGCAAUCAUACAGAAACAUGCGAAUCAUUUCAAAUAUCUUCUCAAAACAACUGACCGAAUUUCAAUCAAUGGAAAAGACUCGUCUGGAUUCACACCCCUCAUGGUAUGCACUUUCAUAGACGAUGACGUUUUUGCCUCGAAGGCGGCUAAAAUGCUUCUCCGAAAUCGGGCUAGAGUUGAUAUCGUCGAUGACCAGGGAAGAACCGCGCUGAUGCAUGCAUGUACAGGGAAAAAGACUUCAUUGACCAAAGUUCUAAUAGAAAAGGUUCCCGUUGGUCAUCGAUUCGACAUCAACCACGGUGACGAUGACGGAAAUACCGCCUUGCAUCAUGCAGCUCAAUCUGGAUGUACUGAGAUCGUCGAGAUCAUCGUACACUAUUGCAUGAUUCAUGCUUCUACAUUAAACACAGAAAAUCACAAAGGAAAAACAGCAUUAGAUUUAUGUUUGGAAGAGAAGUUUUUAAACGCUGCAACAAUUUUGCUUGAUUGCGGCGCAAGUUGCGGGACGAACUUUGAAAGCUUUAGAAAAUUAGAUGCUUUGACGUCUAAGAUAAUCAGUGAUGAGCUAAGGGAUAAGCUAGUUCUGUCGGGGUGUGAGUCACCUGAUGCGAGGGUAUGCGCAGAGAUCGAUCAGAGUUGUUUUAGCAAAGCAAACAAACACUUGAAGAGUAAUCAAUCUCUGUCGAGUUUACGUUUCAGCUCGCCACCGUCGCCUAAUCGAGUCACGGGGUCGUGGGGUUAUCAUCACCGACUCGACAACAUAUUUAAGGCGAAGUCGGCUCAGAGCACCAAUUCAUAUCGACAACCCAUGGUUGAUGUCGCAGCUUCAGACCAGAGCCAACCGUCUGGAUCCAAACUCCUAGGAAGGAAAUCAAGAAGCAGGAAGAUAUCGUCGCAGAACAGCCCUAGACGUCGAUCCACAGUGGGAAAUAAUCAAUCAGAUAGUAACUUGUUUAAAAAGUUUGGUCGUCGAUCACCAUCAUCCAGACGAUCAAGCGACGUCUCAGUCGUUCGUGUUUCCAAGAAUGGCAUGGAUGAUGGAAUCGAAGGUCGGUGUUUGACGUCACCAAUUUCAACUAUGGGAGGACUAGACGGUUAUGGAACUCCGUAUCGAACGUCUCUUGAUGUGAGUAUUGGUCUGGACGACAGUAAACUCACCGCAAAUUAUUUUGUCGAAAGCGAUAGAGAAUCUGAACUUGAAUUCAACGAGAUUUCUGUUAGAGUUCCUAGCCGAAAGCCGAAAUACAGUGAGAGGAAGUACGGUGGUUAUAUUGAGACAAUACCCGAAAUCGAAAGCAGAUCCGGAUCAGUCGUAAAUGGAUAUACACGAGUUAACAAGUCCUAUGAAAAGCUUGGCAAGAGUUCUAAAGUUCAGAGAACUAAUUCGAGGAGUACUCUGAACGGGUUUAAUCAUCGCUUUUUGAAUCCUGGUCGGAACGAUAUCCUUACAAGUGCUGGUAGUACGAGAUCGGCGAUGACGAUGAUGUCGACUGGGCGAGCAAUGUCGGUCGCAAAGAAGUCGCAAGCUAAGAUGAUAUUUGGGAGGUGUUAUGAAGGACCGAAUCGCCGGAUCGAUAUUGAUAACCGCAUCAAAGAACUACAAGAUGAGUUGACGUGGAUGGACAAACGCCGCAAAGAUAGGCCAAAUCAUAUCACUACCGACAAUUGCAACGGGAGAGUAGAUCCAUUACGUAAUCAGACAUCUGAUGAAACAUGCGAAACAAGGGACAAAGAAAACGAUAACAAAUCACCGAAUCAUGAUAAACAUUUGCCAAGCCAAACUAUAACUACCGCUUCAUUAGACAGAAAUCCAAACAGAGUUCUUGGAAGAAUUCCUUCAACAGACAUGGAUGAUAAGAUUUGGAAACCUGCGCAUAGUGAAGUUUAUAAGCAUCCCCUUCCCCGUGGACAUGCUUUUGCAGGUUUGCACAGGCGAAGUACCAUGAUGAAUGGUGGGAUUGGGAUAAUCAGACGAUCAAAAAGCGCGCCACUUUCCCAAUACGAUAUACAUUCGAAUGCCGAUCAGACACAUCACGAUCCAACAUCGAUCACAGACUCUUUACGCGAUCAGGAGAAGAUUAAUAGAGAUGAGACAAUUUUACAUCACUUCUUUGUCAACCCUUUAAACAAUCUGGUCAAGAAAGAAGAAGUGAUGACGGGGAAAUAUCAUAUGCAGUCAUCGUCAUUUCAUACAAGGACCUUGCCUGCUUACGGCUUUGGUUUGCCAAAAAGACCAAAUAAAAACCCAUGAAAAAUACUGUAGAAAGUCGAUCAUCAUUUCGCACGAAUGUUAAUACUAUGAUAAUGUUCUUUUCAUGUGACAUUCUUGUCACUUUUCAAACUGACCUUGAUGAUAAUCAAUUGACAUUUCUUUUGCAAAAUGCUAGCGUUGUUUUUAAAGAGAUUAAGCACUGUGACAUUUUGUCAUGUACCAAAGUGUUUAUCUUGUAUAGAAAUAUUUUUGUAUCUGUGUUAGCAAAAAAUGAAAAGAAUGAUAUAUACAUAUAUAGUCAUCAUGGUUGAAUUUUUGGUUAGUUGUAACGAUAAGACUUCUUUUAACCUUGUAGAUGAGUCAAUUAUAUUGAUAAAACUAAAGCAACAUUUUCAUUGAAAAACAAAAUAUUACAAUCUCAAAAAAUGAAGGUGGGCUUAAAAAUAUUCUAGUUGAUGUCGUUUAUUUUCAUUCUUUAUCAUCACGGAAAAAUAGCAAUAAUGCUAUUAUUAUAAUUUACCACAAAACCCAGUGAAGUUUGGUAUAUUUCAAUAACAAUAAUCUAAUAUUGAUUCCACUUUAGCUAUCGUUUCUUCAACUAUUUGAGGUAUUUGAUAUUAACAUGAUAAUGUAAUAUAUCUACUAAGAAUUGAAAAAGGAGUAUGUAGAGUCUAUAGAUUAAGAGUUUUGGAAGGUAAACAAUCAAAGGGUUAACUGGGAUACCACU